Messenger RNA from Oncorhynchus gorbuscha (pink salmon), 20488 nucleotides. It is a transcript of the gene obscnb, whose product is annotated as obscurin, cytoskeletal calmodulin and titin-interacting RhoGEF b. The coding region runs from base 174 to 20252 and encodes 6692 amino acids. The transcript has 80 exons. Gene Ontology annotation, molecular function: guanyl-nucleotide exchange factor activity; protein binding. Lineage: Eukaryota; Metazoa; Chordata; Actinopteri; Salmoniformes; Salmonidae. The record is from RefSeq and is a predicted model, not a curated record.
CCUGGAUACACAAUCAUCAUUGUAGGGAUAUUGAUACGCACCGGACAUACAUUUAUUGGAUCUCAGCGGCAAAGAUUGGAUUAUUUUACGGACUGUAAAACCUUAUUGAAGUUUUAGUUCACAUGUUUCAGCGCUUGUUUUAUCAGAGUGGCUGAAGACUCAAGGAACCAGUAAUGGACCAGAACCUGUUUGGAGGGGCCCCCAGAUUCCUCACGCGGCCCAAAGCAUUCGCAGUGUGCGUGGGCAAGGAUGCCACUCUAAGCUGCACCAUCGUGGGCAACCCCACCCUACUGAUUACCUGGGAAAAGGAGAAGCUACGUCUGAACUCCGGGGGCCGCUUCAAGACGGUGGAUGAUGGUAAUGUCUACCGCCUCACCAUCUACGAUCUAACCCUGGAAGACAGCGGCCAGUACAUGUGCCGGGCCAAGAACAACGUUGGGGAGGCAUACGCAUGUGUAACCCUUCAUGUAGGCCUUCCACAGGAGAUGGUGGACAGGGCCCCCGUCUUCAUGGUCAAGCCUACCUCUGCACGUGUGGGCCUGGGGGGCGAUGUGGUCUUCCACUGCCGGGUUGCUGCUUACCCAGAGCCCAAAUUUGACUGGGAUAAGGACGGGCGUUACCUAGCCGAGACAAACCGCAUCAAGGUGUCCUCGGACGGCGACAGCAGCUCCCUGAGGAUCCAAAGCGUGCGCAGCCUAGACAGCGGCACGUAUACCUGCCGCGCCCAGAACUCGGUGGGCCGCUCAAACUCUGCCGCCGCCUUGGUCAUAGACACCCAGGACUCCCGUCACCUGGGCCAGGACAAGAGCACCUCCCUCCUCUCCCACAUGCAGAAGCGUAAAGAAGGGAUCUCCAUCUACCGCACGGCAGAGACCCGCAGCUCCUCUCACAACUCCACCACCAAUUCGUCCACGGCCACCACUAUGGUCACAGACGGGCUGAGCGCUCUGGGUCUGGACCACGGCAGCGCAGCACUGGUCAGCCAGCUACCCAAAAGCGUCUUCACCCGCACCUGCACGGUGACUGAGGGCAAGCAUGCCAAGCUCAGCUGCUUCGUGACGGGUCACCCCAAGCCUCAUAUCAUCUGGAGGAAGGAUGGGGGGAACAUCGGCGAGGGACGAAGGCACAUCAUGUAUGAGGACCAGGCCGAGAACUUCAUCCUCAAGAUCCUGUACUGCAAGCAGAGCGACAACGGCCUGUACACCUGUAAUGCCUCCAACAUGGCUGGACAAACCUACAGCGCUGUGCUGGUGAUUGUUAAAGAGCCCAAGGUGCCGUUCAGGAGGAAGCUGCAGGAUGUGGAGGUCCAGGAGAAGAUGACGGCCAUGCUGCUGUGUGAGGUGCCUGUUUCGGCUAGCCAGGCCAGCUGGUUCAUGGAGGAGACACGUCUGGAGGACAGCUCCAAGUACUGCAUGGAGGAGGAGGGGACCAUGCGUCGCCUCACCAUCCGCAAUGUCACCACUAAUGAUGAUGCCGUCUACAUCUGCGAGAUGAAGGAGGGGAGCCGCACCGUAGCCGAGCUCACUGUGCUGGGGAACAUCACUAAGAAGCUUCCCAGGAGGACUGUAGUGUCGGUGAGUGAUACAGUGAUCUUCUGCGUUGAGCUGGAGCACCCCUGUUCUGACGCCUACUGGACGCGCAACGGCGAGCGCCUGAAGCCGGACACACGGAUGUCCAUUGCGAGCACCCUCAGACAGUACACGCUAACCAUCAGCCACUGCCAGGCCGACGACUCAGGAGAGGUGGCUUUUGUGGCUGGAGACUGCAAGACCUCCACACGAUUCUCAGUCGCGGCUGCCAGAAAGCACCCUCCAGAUCCCCCUAUCGACGUGGUGGUGCGUAGCAAGACCGACUCGUCCAUCACCCUCCACUGGUCCCCCCCAGACAGUGACCGCCCCGUGCCCAUCAAAGGGUACAUGGUAGAGAGGAGGAAGGUGGGUGCCCAGACCUGGCAGAGGUGCAAUGGCACGGAGGUCAGCCCCUUUACUGAGAUCACGAUCCAGAAUAUCACAGAGGAGGCCAGCUACCAGUUCCGCAUCUCCGCAGUCAACGACUACGGCCAGAGCCAGUAUAUGGAGGUGCCUGGGACCUUCUACCUCGAGCCCUCUGCAGAGGUGAAGACAGGCCUGAUGAACAGCACAGCCAUCUCAGGCGAGGAGGCCUCCCUCUCCGUGGACCUGUCUGCAGUGUGCUCUGGCUCCUGGUCUAUCAACGGCCGCCUCCUGCGGAGUGGGGCUGACUACCUCAUCACACGCCAAAAGACCACACAUACGCUGACGAUCCGAACCGUCUCGAUGGAGAUGAAUGGAGCCGCGGUCAAAUUUGUGGGCGGUGGCUCCGAGAGCACUUGUGUACUCCACGUGAAGGCUCCAGCUGUCCGGUUCACCAGUAAGUCCGCUCACACCGAGGUGGUGACCUGCAGCGCCCAGUCCUCCGCCCAGCUGACCACAGAGGUGUCCGAUUAUGAUGCUCAGGUGGUCUGGAUGAAGAAUGGACGGGAGCUGAAGGUGGGCAAGAAGUAUGAGUGCAUGAGCACCGACCGCAAGAGGAUGCUGAUGGUGCACAACGUCACCGAAGAGGACACGGGCAUCUAUGAGUGUGUCUUAAACGAAGACCGAAUGUCCCUGCAGCUUUCUCUAAAAGAUGAAGCCAAGUUCCUGAACAAGCCCAGGGGUCCCAUGGAGGUGGCGCCUGCCCUCAGCGGGGACCUGGAGUUGAACUGCGAGGUGUCGUCUGCAAGCGGGGUGGUGGUGUGGAGGAAGGAUCAGACACUGGUCACUGAGGACCAAAGAACCACCGUCGUCUCCAAAGGGACACAGAGGAGACUGGUCAUCAAGAAUGCCAAGAAGAGUGACGAGGGACACUACUCCUGCGAGACAGUCGAGGACAAAGUCACAUUCCAGGUCAGGAUCAAAGAAGCCCAACAGGCAGUCUUCACCAACAAGGAGUCUGUACAGAAGGAGGUGAAAGCUACUCUCUCGCAGAAAGCCACUCUGAGCUGUGAGGUGUCCGACCCCAAGACGGAGGUUAAAUGGUACAAGGACGGCAAGCUGCUGACUUCCACUGAGACAGUCUCCACGGAGACAAAGGGAAGGAGUCGUCUGUUGGUAGUAGACAAAAUUGAGAAGAAGGAUGCUGGAGAAUACACCUGUGAGGCUAGAGCAGAGAAGCUGGUCUUUAAAAUACAUGUUUCAGAAACCCAACAGUCUGCCUUCACCAACAAGGAGUUUGUACAGGAGGUGAAAGCUACUCUUUCCCAGAAAGCCACUCUGAGCUGUGAGGUGUCUGAUACCAAGACAGAGGUGAAAUGGUACAAGGAGGGCAAGCUGCUGACUUCCAGUAAGACAGUCCAGAUGGAAACUAAGGGCAAGACUCGUCAGCUGGUAAUAGAGAAGGUGGAGAAGAAGGAUGCUGGAGAGUACACCUGUGAGGUUGGAGUGGAGAAACUGGUCUAUAAGAUUCAGGUGACAGAAGCCCAGGCAGUCUUCACCAACAAGGAGUCUGUACAGAAGGAGGUGAAAGCUACUCUCUCCCAGAAAGCCACUCUGAGCUGUGAGGUGUCUGAUACCAAGACAGAGGUGAAAUGGUACAAGGAUGGCAAGCUGCUGACUUCCAGUAAGACAGUCCAGAUGGAAACUAAGGGCAAGACUCGUCAGCUGGUGAUAGAGAAGGUGGAGAAGAAGGAUGCUGGAGAGUACACCUGUGAGGUUGGAGCGGAGAAACUGGUCUAUAAGAUUCAGGUGGCAGACGCACAACAGGCAGCCUUCACCAACAAGGAGUCUGUACAGAAAGAGGUGAAAGCUACUCUCUCCCAGAAAGCCACUCUGACCUGUGAGGUGUCUGAUACCAAGGCAGAGGUGAAAUGGUACAAGGAUGGCAAGCUGCUGACUUCCAGUAAGACAGUCCACAUGGAGACAAAGGACAAGACUCGUCAGCUGGUGAUAGAGAAGGUGGAGAAGAAGGAUGCUGGAGAGUACACCUGUGAAGUGGGAACAGAAAAGCUGGCCUACAAGAUACAGGUGACUGGAGAAACUCAGGCAGCCUUCACCAACAAGGAGUCUGUACAGAAGGAGGUGAAAGCUACUCUUUCCCAGAAAGCCACUCUGAGCUGUGAGGUGUCUGAUACCGAGACAGAGGUGAAAUGGUACAGGGAUGGCAAGCUGCUGACUUCCAGUAAGACCAUCUCCAUGGAGACAAAGGGCAAGACUCGUCAGCUGGUGAUAGAGAAGGUGGAGAAGAAGGAUGCUGGAGAGUACACCUGUGAGGUGGGAGCGGAGAAACUGGCCUUCAGGAUACAGAUGGCAGAAACUCAAGCGGCUUUCUCCAACAAGGAGUCUGUACAGAAGGAGGUGAAAGCUACUCUCUCCCAGAAAGCCACUCUGACCUGUGAGGUGUCCGACCAAAAGACAGAGGUUAAAUGGUACAAGGACGGCAAACUUCUGACAACCAGCAAGACAGUCCACAUGGAGACAAAGGACAAGACUCGUCAGCUAGUGUUGGACAUUGUGGAGAAGAAGGAUGCUGGCGAGUACACUUGUGAAGUUGGAGCAGAGAAAGUGGCCUUUAAGAUACAGGUGGCAGAGGUCCAGGCUGCCUUCACCAACAAGGAGUCUGUACAGAAGGAGGUGAAAGUUGCUCUCUCCCAGAAAGCCACUCUGAGCUGUGAGGUGUCUGAUACCGAGACAGAGGUGAAAUGGUACAAGGAGGGCAAGCUGCUGACUUCCAGUAAGACAGUCCAGAUGGAGACAAAGGGCAGGAGUCGUCAGCUGGUGAUAGAGAAGGUGGAGAAGAAGGAUGCUGGAGAGUACACCUGUGAGGUUGGAGCAGAGAAACUAGCCUUCAGGAUACAGGUGGCAGAGACUACCUUCUCCAACAAGGAGUCUGUACAGAAGGAGGUGAAAGCUACUCUCUCCCAGAAAGCUACUCUGAGAUGUGAGGUGUCUGAUACCGAGACAGAGGUGAAAUGGUACAAGGAGGGCAAGCUGCUGACUUCCAGUAAGACAGUCCAGAUGGAAACUAAGGGCAAGACUCGUCAGCUGGUAAUAGAGAAGGUGGAGAAGAAGGAUGCUGGAGAGUACACCUGUGAGGUUGGAGCAGAGAAACUGGCCUUCAAGAUAGAGGUGGCAGAAUCCUCUGCCAAGUUUAAAAAAACUGCAGUGAAGAGUGCAUGCAGUGUUCAAGCAAGUGAGAAGAUUGUUUUGACCACUGAGUUGACUUCGGAGAGUGCCAGUGUUAAGUGGUUCAGGGACGGUGUGGAGUUGAAGGAGAGCUCUAAGUAUGACCUGAAGAGAGAGGGACAUUCUCGUACCCUGAUUGUGAAGUCCACUGAAGUCAAAGACAGUGGCACCUACUCUUGCCACACUGCUGACGACAAGCUUGAGUUCAAAGUUCAAGUCAAAGACUCACCGCUGAAGUUUGUGGUGCAGUUGCAGCCUGUAGCCACAGAGCUGGGUGGUACACUGACACUGACCUGUGAAAUGAAUCGAGCCUUAGGGGACGUGCUCUGGCGCCACAACAGCUGUGAGGUCAAACCCGGCGGCAAGUUCUGUGUCAGCACUGAUGGUCCCAAGCGGGUCCUUACUGUGACAGGAAUGGCAAAAGAGGAUGAGGGAGAAUACAGCUGUGAAUGCAAAGAUGAUAAGACCUCUGCCAAGGUCUCCACCAAAGCACCCAGACUGGUGAAGCUGACUUCCAAGCUGAGCAACGUCGCUGCUGUGGAGGGGAAGGAGGCCAUCUUCAAGUGUAGUGUCAUCCCAGCUGACGUCAACGUGAAAUGGUUCUGCAACAACGUGCCCAUCACUGCUGGGCCCAAAUAUAAGAUUGAGCAUGGGGGCACCAGCCACUCCCUCACCGUCACCUCAGUCAGUCAGGAUGAUGCUCAAGAGAUCAGCAUUGAUGCAGAGGGCAAAACCUGCAGUGCUACCCUCCAAGUGCAACUGGAGCCGGUGAUGUUCAAGAAGAAGCUGGAGAAUGUGAUGGCGGUGGAGGAACAGAAGGAGGUGAAGCUGGAGGUAGAGCUGAGUAAGCCCUCUAAAGAGGUCAGGUGGAUGAAGAACAGCGUGGUGCUACAGCCUGGAGGCAACAUGGAGAUCAGGCUGGACGGAGCCAAGCAGACCCUGGUCUUUAAGAGUGUGACUACGGCCGACCGUGGUUACUACUCCUGUGAGACCCUGGACGACAAGACCCAGGCCAAACUCACAGUGGAUGUGAAGAAGAUUGAGGUGGUGAACGGCCUGCUGCCGGAGGUCAAGGCCCAUGAGAAGGAGACAGUGACCCUUGAGGUGGAGCUCAGCCAGGCUGACGUGGAGGGCUCCUGGACCAGGGACAGCGUCAAGCUCAAGGCAGGGUCCAACUGCCGCAUCACAGCCCUGGGAAAGAAGCACGCCCUCACACUAUCCCAAAUUAAGAUGGAGGACGCAGGGACAAUUGCCUUCCAAGCAGAGGGAGUGAAAACUUCUGCCAAACUCAUUGUUACAGAACCUGCGGCUAUGAUCUCUAAACCCAUGGAGGAUGUCAAAGCCCCAGAGAAGGAGAAGGCUACGCUUGAGUGUGAGGUGUCCAGAACUAACGCUGAGGUCAAGUGGUUCAAGGGUGACAUGGAACUGAAACCAGGAAAGAACUUUCGCAUCCACUCCCAGGGGCGCACACGCAGCCUGCUAAUCCACAAAUGUUCCCAAGAGGAUGAGGGCACAUACGUCUGCCAAACGGCUGAUGACAACACAUCAGCUAAACUCACUAUUCACGCCCGAGACAUUCAAAUAGUGAAGAGGCUUGAGGACGUGGAGGUGAUGGAGAAGGAGAGCGCUUCGUUCUUCUGUGAGAUCUCUCACGAUGAAGUGGACUGCCAGUGGUUCAGAGGCGACACCAAACUCAAAGUCGGUGACAACAUCAAGAUGAGACAAGAGGGUAAAAUCUAUGUGCUGCUGUUUAAGUCGGUGACCCCAGAAGACAUUGCUGAGAUUAAAUUCACAGCUGAAAAGGCCUCUUCAACAGCCAAACUGACAGUGAAAGAGCUCCCUGUCCAGUUUGUGAAGAAGCUCAGGGAUAAGUUAGCCUUGUAUACACACCGUGGGUUCUUGGAAUGCCAAGUGUCCCGGGCCAGCGCCAAGGUCAAGUGGUACAAGAACAAGAAGGAGAUCAAGCCCAGCAAGAAGCACGAGAUCAGCAGCGAGGGUAUAUACCGCAAACUCACCAUAAACGACGUGGGCUCGGAUGAUGAGGAUACUUACACCUGUGACGCCAUCGACGACAAGACAUCCUGUAAACUUCUUGUGGAAGAGCAGGCCAUCAGCGUCGUACGGGAGCUAAGUGCCGUGGAAGUGACCGAGCCCUUUGCCGCCUUCUUCGAGGUGGAGAUCAACAUCGACUCAGUCAAGCCCCCCAAGUGGACCCUGAAUGGUGUGGCCGUGCAGGAGAGCGCUGACGUGGAGAUGGAGAAGGAGGGCUCCAUGCACCGCCUCACCUUCAAGAAGACCAAGGCCUCCAUGACAGGACCUGUCCAGUUCAUGGCUGGCAAGAGCAAGUCUGUGGCCCAGCUUACUGUCAAAGAGCGUCCUCUUGAGGUGGUAGAGCCCAUUAAAGAUGUGACAGUCAAGGAGAAGGGCUCAGCCACUCUGAGCUGCAAGUUCUCCGCCACACCCAAAGAGGUGAGCUGGUUCAAAGGGCAAACCCUCCUGGAUGCUUCAGACAAGUACAGCCUGAAACAGGACGCUGUGAGGGCUCAGCUGACCAUCCAGAAGCUGACUGGGGAAGACAACGGGGAGUACCGCUGUCAGUCGGCUGCUGCCGAGACCAAAGCCACUCUCACUGUAGAGGUUAGGAAAGUGGAGAUCACCAAACACCUGGUGGACACAGAGGUGGAUGAGGACAGUGAUGCAGUGUUCAUUUGUGAGAUCAACUACACUGAUGAGGAGGUGCAAUGGCUACUCAAUGAAAAAGCACUCUUCUCCAACGAGGUCAACACCAUCACACACGUGGGCAAAGUGCACACGCUCACACUCAAGAAUCUGGCACCUGAGGAUGGGGGCACCAUCAUCUUCAAGGUCAGGGAAAUCAAGGAGGGUGUGACCCUAAAAGUCAAAGAGAAGCGUGCAGUGUUCCUCAAGUCUCUGGAUGACGUGGUGGGAGAGGUGAAAGGUAUGAUCACCCUGGCGUGUGAGGCCUCUAAGCCCAGGGUCUCCCCCGCCUGGAGGAAAGAUGGUACGCUCCUGACCACUGACUCUAAGUACGAGGUCCUGCACACAGGCAAGUCUCUGGGUCUGAUCAUCAAGGAUGUUACCAAGGAAGACGCAGGGGAGUACAGCUGCGACCUGGGUACUGAGCUUUCCAAGUCAAAGGUCACUGUGAGAGACCUGAGCAUAGGUAUCACCAAGCAGUUGAAGUCCGUGGAGGCGAUGGAGGGAGAGACAUGUAGCUUUCAGUGUAUUCUGUCACGGGAAAGCACUGACGAGUGUUCCUGGACCUUGAAUGGCCAGACCGUGGCUAAUGGAGGACGCUUCCAGGUCUCCAGUACAGGUCGCAAGUACAUGCUGGUUAUCAAGGAUGUGACGCCAGCCGAUGCUGGUGAGGUGGUCUUCAACAUCAAGAACCUGAACUCCAAGACUACCUUAGCAGUUGAAGGCAAAGCUCAAUCUGUAUCACGGGAGCUGCAGAGCAUUAGUGUAGUCUCAGGGGAGGAUGCUGUGUUCAUCUGUGAGGUCACACAGACCAGGGCCACCGUCCAGUGGGCCAAAGAUGGGAAGGACAUCAGGAAGAGUGAGAAGUAUGAGAUCAGUAAAGAGGAGAGGGUCAUGAAGUUGACCGUCCACGGUGUCACUGUUCAGGACUCUGGGGAAUAUAGCUGUGAGGUCAUCGGAGGGGCCACUACCAAGGCCAAGCUGGAGAUCAAAGAGCCAGUCCACAAGUUUACCAAGGAGCUGAAGGACAGCGAGGUGGAGGAGGAGGGCUCAGUGACCCUGCAGUGUGAGACGGGACAGCCUGCCUCCAAUGCCACCUGGUCCAAGGAGGGCGUGGAGCUGAAGGCCGGGGGACGCUAUGAGAUGAGUCAGAAGGAGACCGUCCUCACCCUCACUAUCAAACAGCUGGAGGAGAAAGACAGCGGCACUUACACCUGUGACGUGGGCACUGCCACGAUGAUGGCGAAGGUGACAGUCAAAGCCUUGCCUGCCAGCUUUGAACAAAAGCUGAAGAACCAGCAGGCCAAGGAAGGGGAGAGUGUCACUCUCUGCUCUGUGUUAUCCAAACCUGGGGCCAAGGUUCAGUGGAAGAAAGGCACUGAGCAUCUCAAAGCUGGAGACAAAUAUGAGAUGAAACAAAAAGAUGCCUCCUGCGAGCUUCAGAUAAAGUAUCUGAAUGUUGAGGACAGUGGGGAGUACUCCUGUGAGUGUGGAGACCAGAGGACCACAGCGACUAUAAACGUCAAUGCGUUACCUGUGACCUUCAAACACAAGAUGGAGAGCCAGGAGGCUGAGGAGGGGGGCAGUGUUACCCUGCACUGUGAGCUCUCUAAACCUGGAGUCCCUGUGGAAUGGAGGAAGGGAACACAGGUGCUGAAGUCUGGAGAAAAGUACCAGCUGAAGCAGAAAGAAUCUGUGAGUGAACUCCUGAUCAGCAAAGUAGUACCAGAGGACAGUGGAGACUACAGCUGUGUGUGUGGAGACCAGAAGACUACAGCCAGUCUCAAGAUUAAAGCCCAACUUGUGACCUUCAAACACAAACUGGAGAGCCAGGAGGCUGAGGAGGGGGGCAGUGUUACCCUGCACUGUGAGCUCUCUAAACCUGGAGUCCCUGUGGAAUGGAGGAAGGGAACACAGGUGCUGAAGUCUGGAGAAAAGUACCAGCUGAAGCAGAAAGAAUCUGUGAGUGAACUCCUGAUCAGCAAAGUAGUACCAGAGGACAGUGGAGACUACAGCUGUAUGUGUGGAGACCAGAAGACUACAGCCAGCCUCGAGAUUAAGGCCCAACCUGUUACAUUCAAACAAAAGCUAGGGAGCCAGGAGGCUGAGGAGGGGGGCAAUGUUACCCUGCACUGUGAGCUCUCUAAACCUGCAGUCCCUGUGGAAUGGAGGAAGGGAACACAGGUGCUGAAGUCUGGAGAAAAGUACCAGCCGAAGCAGAAAGAAUCUGUUAGUGAACUCCUGAUCAGCAAAGUAGUACCAGAGGACAGUGGAGACUACAGCUGUAUGUGUGGAGACCAGAAGACUACAGCCCGCCUCGAGAUUAAGGCCCAACUUGUGACCUUCAAACACAAACUGGAGAGCCAGGAGGCUGAGGAGGGGGGCAGUGUUACCCUGCACUGUGAGCUCUCUAAACCUGGAGUCCCUGUGGAAUGGAGGAAGGGAACACAGGUGCUGAAGUCUGGAGAAAAGUACCAGCUGAAGCAGAAAGAAUCUGUGAGUGAACUCCUGAUCAGCAAAGUAGUACCAGAGGACAGUGGAGACUACAGCUGUGAGUGUGGAGAACAGAAGACUACAGCCAGCCUCGAGAUUAAGGCCCAACCUGUUACAUUCAAACAAAAGCUAGGGAGCCAGGAGGCUGAGGAGGGGGGCAGUGUUACCCUGCACUGUGAGCUCUCUAAACCUGGUGUCCCUGUGGAAUGGAGGAAGGGAACACAGGUGCUGAAGUCUGGAGAAAAGUACCAGCUGAAGCAGAAAGAAUCUGUGAGUGAACUCCUGAUCAGCAAAGUAGUACCAGAGGACAGUGGAGACUACAGCUGUGUGUGUGGAGACCAGAAGACUACAGCCAGUCUCAAGAUUAAGGCCCAACUUGUGACCUUCAAACACAAGCUGGAGAGCCAGGAGGCUGAGGAGGGGGGCAAUGUUACCCUGCACUGUGAGCUCUCUAAACCUGGAGUCCCUGUGGAAUGGAGGAAGGGAACACAGGUGCUGAAGUCUGGAGAAAAGUACCAGCUGAAGCAGAAAGAAUUUGUGAGUGAACUCCUGAUCAGCAAAGUAGUACCAGAGGACAGUGGAGACUACAGCUGUGUGUGUGGAGACCAAAAGACUACAGCCAGUCUCAAAAUUAAGGCUCUCCCAGUCAUAUUCAAACAAGUUCUGCAGAGUCAGGAGGCUGAAGAGGGGGGCAGUGUUACCCUGCACUGUGAGCUCUCUAAACCUGGAGUCCCCGUGGAAUGGAGGAAGGGAACACAGGUGCUGAAGUCUGGAGAAAAGUACCAGAUGAAGCAGAAAGAUUGCCGUGUGGACCUCCAAGUCUGUGAUUUGAAACCCGGAGACACAGGAAGCUACCAGUGCAGGACUGGAGACACAGAGAGCUCAGCAUGCCUGAAAGUCAAUGCUCUCCCAGUCAUUUUCACUAAAGAGCUGCAGAGCCAACAGGCUGAGGAGGGGGGCAGUGUUACCCUGCACUGUGAGCUUUCUAAACCUGGAGUCCCUGUGGAAUGGAGGAAGGGGGAGGUGGGUCUUUGCCUCUGUGCCAAGUAUAACAUCAUUCAGGAAGGGCACAGCGCUAGGCUAGUCAUCCAAAACCUAGACCCAGAAGACUCAGGCAGCUACACCUGUGACAGUGGUGACCGGAAAACCACAGCACACCUUUCUGUGAAGGCCCUGCCCGUUUACUUCCAAACUCGACUACAGAAUCUAGAGUGGGACGCAGGUGAGAUCGCCAUCCUCCGCUGUGAGAUCACCAAGCCUGGGUCCAGCGUUGUCUGGAGCCGGGGCGACAGGGUCCUGGAGUCUAAUAACAAGUAUCAGCUGAAACAGGAAGGGGCCAUUGUGAAGCUUAUCAUCUAUAGCCUACAAGGGACUGACUCUGGGGAGUAUAUCUGUGACACAGGUUACCAGAAGACCUCCUCCGUGCUCACUGUACAGGAGGUGGAGGUGACCAUAGUGAAGGUCUUGAACAGCUGUACGGUGCACGAGGGGGAGGAUGUCCACUUUGAGUGCCAUCUGUCCCACGAUGACGCCAAGGAGGUCCAGUGGAAGCUUGCGGACGUCCCUCUGCAGAACAAUGAAAUGAACCUGAUCCGUGCCCAGGGCAAGGUGCACAGCCUCACCCUCAGGGGGGUCACGCAGGCCGACUCGGGCACAGUCACCUUCACCGUGGGUCACCAUACCUCCACCGCAAGCCUGACCGUCCGAGGGGCCCCUGUGGUGUUCAAGAAGGAGCUGGAGAGCCAGGAAGCAGUGGAGGGAGGCAGUGUUUCCCUGACCUGUGAGAUCAGUGCUGAUGGCAAGGUGACCUGGAGAAGGGGCUCCGUGCUCCUCACCCAGGGGGAGAAGUAUUCCAUGGAGCACACAGGUUCUACCUACAUCCUGAUGGUUCACAAGUUAAAGGUUGAAGAUGCUGGAGAGUACACCUGUGAUGCCGGGGAUAAGCAGAGCACAGCCACCCUGACAGUCAAAGAGUCUGUGCGCAUCACUCGGGAGCUGCACGACAUCACAGUAACCACCGGGCAGGAUGCUGUCUUUGCGUGUGAGUUGUCCCAGGAGGGCGUGACCAACGGAGAGUGGUGGCUGGGCGAUAACCUCCUCCAGAACAACGACCUGAACCAGAUGGCCUGCCAGGGCCGGGUACACCGGCUGACACUACAGAUGGUCACCCCCGAUGAAUCAGGGGACGUGGCGUUUGUGGUGGGCGAGGAGAAGACCGUUGCUUGCCUACUGGUGGAAGAGAAGCCCAAAGCCUUAAUCCUUGAGAAGCCUCACGAUACAGUGGCCUUGGAGGGCGAGACAGUCACCCUAUCCUGCACUGUCUCCGACCCCACGGCCACCGUCACCUGGAGCAGGAAUGAUGUGGCCAUCAAUGCAGGACUCAAGUACGACCUGCGGAAGAAUGGAGCUCUCCUGCAGCUGCGCAUCCACAACCUGGAGAUGGAGGACUCUGGAACUUACUGCUGCGAUACCGGGGAUGCACAGUGCACCGUCACCUUGAUUGUGGAAGGUGCCCCGGCAUUCUUUCAGAAGGAGCUGAAGAACCAGGAAGCCCAGGAGGGUGAUGAUAUCACUCUGCACUGUGAGCUCUCCAAGGCGGGCACUCACGUGGAGUGGAGGAAGGGAGGCGCAGUCCUCCAGGCUGGUAAGAAGUACGAGAUGAGGCAGGAGGGCUGCGUUCAGGAGCUCCACAUUCGCAACCUGGAGCCAGAGGACAACGGCUACUACACCUGUGAUGCUGGGGACCAGCUCACCACGGCGUUAGUGGCAGUGCAAGAACCCACAGUAGAGGUGGUGAGCGAGAUGCAGGACCUCCGUGUGGCCGAGGACCAGCCGGCUGAGUUCAUCUGCCAGUACUCCCGGCCAGUCCAGGCCCAGUGGAAGAGAAACGGGCGGCCGUUGCAGCCUGACGGCAGGAGGGUGGUAGUGGAGCAGGACUGGACCGUAGCUCGCUUGUACAUUAGCCACGUGUCCACUGAGGACAGGGGGACGUACUCCUGUGAGGCAGAGGGGACCUGCGUGGUCGCCUCCCUGGAGGUGGAAGCCAAACCCAUUGAAAUCCUCCAGGGCCUGGAGAACAUGGACACCAUCGACGGCGGCGAGGCGCUGUUCGAGUGCUCGAUCUCUCGUUGCGAGAUCAAAGACAGCUGCUGGCUCAUUGACGGCAAGCCUGUGAAGGAUUCGCCAACCACUGAGAUUGUGUCCUUCGAGAGUGGCCGCCGCCACCUGCUGCUGCUAAAGGACCUGCACGUCGGGGACAACUGCAAAGUGACCUUCCAGGCGGGCACUGCAGCGACCUCCGCCAUGCUCAACGUCAAAGGCUGGCAGCUGGAUGUGGUGAGCGGUCUGGAGGAUAAGGUAGCUGUGGUGGGAGAGAAAGUAGAGUUCAGCUGCGUGCUGACCGAGCCUGUGCCUGAGGCGGAGGUAGCCUGGUACUCUAACGGAGCCGAGCUAAAGAAUGAUAACACCUGGGCCAUGCAGGCUGACGGUUGCUUCUACCAACUGGUGCUGAGACAGGCCCCAGCCAUGCCACCACAGGAGAUCACCUUUGCUGCCAGGGACGCCAUUUCCAUGGCCAAGCUCACUGUCAUCACCUUUCCAGACCCCCCGGAGGACCCAGAGCUGGUCAGUAAGCAUAAACAGGGGGUGACCCUGUCCUGGUUCACACCUCUCAGCGAUGGAGGCAGCCCCAUUCUGGGUUACAGGGUGGAGAUGAGGCUGGUGGACAGCGCCCUCUGGCUUCCGUGCCAUGCAGAGCCUGUGUGUAACACAGAGUUCUCUGUGGAUAACCUCAUCCCAGGGAGCGGCUACAGGUUCAGGGUGGCAGCCAUCAACAGAGCUGGGACUGGAGAACCAGUCCAGCUGCCUCAGAGCGUUCAGCUGGAGGCUCCGAUCACAGUGACCCAGCAGUUGGCCUGUCCAGGCUUGCAGGAGGGUAAGAUGGCCCGUGUAGAGUGCCAGCUCUCUGCUGAGGGCAGCUCGGUCACCUGGCUUAGAGACAACAAGGAGCUGGAGUUUGGGCUCAAAUACCAGGUCACCAUCGAGGGCAAGACACAAGUGCUGCUGAUCAAAGACUUUGAGUCUGCUGACCAGGGCGUGUACACAUGUGUAGCCUCAGACGAGGCAGAAAGCUCCAUUAAUCUCAAUUUACCAACAGGUGGAGAUGGGGUUAAGUUGGAGGGGGCCCAGCCCAGCCUGCCUCCUGAGGCUGCCUCCGAGGGUGAUGUCCACGCGCUGUGGGAGGCCCUGGCCAAGAAACGCCGCAUGAGCCGAGAGCCCACCCUCGACUCCAUCUCUGAGCUGCCUGAUGAGGAGGACAAGGAGCCCAAAACACCCAAGGAGCCAGUCAAGGAGAGGAAAUCCCCAGAGAAGGUGAACGAAAAGGAAAAGGAGAAGGUUGUGGAGCCUGUCAUCAUCGCAAAGAAGGAGUUGGAUACAAAUCUACACACCAGCUCUGAGGAUGAGUCCAGGGUUCCAACGCUGGUGUCCUACCUGAAGAAGAGCAGCAAGUCCUCCCUCUCUGCAUCCAACCAGACAGAGUCCAUCUCAACUGAGAAGUUCUAUGCACAGACCUCAGUGCAACAGACCUCAGUGCAACAGACCACAGUCCUACAGACCUCAUCUUCAGGACAGCAGAUCACAGCACAGACCACAGAGAUCACUGGGUGUGGAAAUGAGGAGGAUGAAGAAAAGGGUCUGCUGGAUGCUGCUGUCAAGAUCCAGGCUGCGUUCAAGGGCUACAAGUCCUGCAAGGACACGUGUCCAGUCUUCAAGGACGUCUUCAAGGACCAGACCAAGGAGCCCAAUGGCACCAUCCACCUGGAGUGUGUGGUUGAGGGAAAGCCCGACAAGGUGCGCUGGCUGAAGGACGGCGAGCCCCUUGUGGACAGCAAACACCACCACAUCGACAUCUACAAUGAUGGCACCUGCUCUCUGGUAAUCACCGCCGUUAGCACCAAGGACACGGGCAUCUACACAUGUGAGGUCACCAACAAGUUCGGCGUGACCAUCCACAGCGGCAAGGUGACAGUAGGCUCGGCACGGGAGGCAUCUGGAAGGAGGCCCCUGACCAUGGGCUACAGCGCCGACAGCGAGGCGGAGAGCUCGUCUGCAGAAAGCGAGAUGGACGAGUCUUUGAGGCAGGCCAGCAAACGGCUGCGCCGCCUCCUCCGCACACGGCUGCCGGCCACGUCGGAGGAGGAGUCGUUCGUCAGCUGUGACGAUGAGGCUGAGCUGAAGGCCCCCGAGCCCAAAUCGUACCGUGAGGACGAGCGCUACCUCUACAUCCGCUUUGACACGCGGUCUGAGGCCCAGGUGGCAUCGCUGCACUUUCAGGAGAUGUUCACGGCCCAGGGGAUGCCUGUGGAGACCACCAUCCAGGAGGCUGGACCUCUCAAAGUGGAGCUGCGCAUCAUGAAGAUGGGAUACACCCAAGAUGGCUCUGCAACACCCACAGAGGAGAAGCAGCUGCCCGCGUUCAUGACAGGAGCCCCCGCGGCCCCAGUCUUCCUGACCGAACUCCAGAGCCAGGACGUGUCUGAAGGUUACCCGGUCAGCUUUGACUGCGUGGUGAUCGGAAAGCCUACACCCAGCAUGCGUUGGUUCAAGGACGGGAAGCUCCUGGAGGAGAAUGACCACUACAUGAUCAACGAGGAACACGAGGGCUGCCACCAGCUCAUCAUCACCACCGUGCUGCCUUCUGACAUGGGUGUCUACCGCUGCAUGGCCGAGAACACCAGUGGCAUCGCUGCCACUAAGGCUGAGCUCAGGGUUGACAUGUCUUGCAGCUCAGACUACGAUACUGCAGCUGAUGCCACUGAGACGGGCUCCUAUAUCAGCGCCAAGGGCUACAUGUCUAGGGAAACUGAAGCGUUUGAGUCUAUGGCAGAGGAUGAGCAGAUACCACAAGUACUGGAUGAGCUCCAUGAUGUGCACGUCAGCCCAGGCUCACCCAUCGCUAAGAUGCAGCUGAAAGUCAAAGGUUUCCCCGCGCCCAGAGUGUACUGGUUCAAGGACGGUAUCCCACUGCGUUCCUCAGACAGGAUCCUGCUGCUGGACAAGAGAGACGUCCACAGUCUGGAGGUCCUGGAGGUGAAGAGGGAGGAUGCAGGAGAGUACUCUGCCUACAUCAGCAACGCUGCUGGAUCAGCAUACUCCUCUGCUAGGAUACUGGUUCUGGGUCCAGGAGAGCUCACACCUGUAGAAGAGCACGAUCCCAAGGUGCCUCUGGUGCCGCCACGGUUCCUGGAGAAGUUUAGCAACAGGAAGGUGAAACAGGGAGCCAGUGUCACCCUGUCAGUCAGAGUGGAAGGUUCUCCCAUCCCCAUGGUGACGUGGCUGAAAGAGGAUUCUGCUGAGGACGUGUUGUGGAUCAAGCCAGACACUAAGGGAUAUAAGGUGGCCAGGUCUGGGCGCCAACACAGCCUCAUCCUCAUGGAUGCGGGUUCCGAGCACGCCGGCACCUACACCUGCAUAGCCACCAACAGGGCCGGCCAGUCCAUUUGCACCGCCCACUUUGAGGUAGAGGAUGCGCCACGGCCGAAGGAAGAGACCAAAAUCCCUCUGGGUAUUACUAUCAGCCCUCCAGUGGAGGAUGCUGGCAGAAGAAUGCCUUAUCUAGGUGAAGUUGGAACAGAAGAGUUUCUUAUGAAACUCACCUCUCAGAUCACAGAGAUGGUAUCUGCCAAGAUCAGCCAAGACAGCGCACAGAACCAUCAAGUGCUCCAGUGGAUUGAAGCAUGGCCCAGAGCCUCCACCUCACUACGUGUCCCGGGAGGCGAUAGCGACGAUGAGACCAAAACACCCUCCGCCUCGCCCCAUCACGGCCGCUCUCGACCCAGCUCCAUUCUCGCAGACUCCUCCUCUGAGUCUGACGACCCUGAUGCCAGGGGAGAGAUGUUUGACAUCUAUGUGGCUACGGCUGACUACAACCCCACCAUCCCCAACAAAGAGACCAUUUCCCUGAAGGAGGGCCAGUAUGUGGAGGUUCUGGACUCGGCACAUCCACUCAAAUGGCUGGUCCGGACCAAACCAACCAAAACCACCCCAUCCCGCCAGGGCUGGGUGUCACCUGCCUACCUGGACAAGAAACUCAAGCUGUCUGCUGAUGCUGGCGAUGUCCCAGAGACAGGUGGAGAAGAGGUCUCAGAAGGAGAGUACAAAAGAAGACUACUCCAACUGAUCCAGGACAUGAUCAACAGCGAGGCAGAGUUUGUCAAAGAGAUGGACUUCUUCACCUCCCACCACGUCAAGCAGGUGGAGAGCCCUGACGCCCCAUCUGACGUCACCAGCCAGAAGGAGGCCAUCUUCAGGAACAUCCACGAGAUCAAGGCCUUCCAUAGCGAGUUCAUGUUCCCUAAGUUGCGUGAGUGUGACACUGAUGACGACGUGGCCAUGCGCUUCCUGAGGAGCGGGGAGGGCUUUGAGAAAUACCUCCAGUACCUCGUAGGCCAGCAAAAGGCAGAGGCCGCUAUCAGUGACAAGACCGUACACCACUUCUUCAAGAAGUACACAGACAAACAGCAGGCCAGUGCCGACCCUGCUGAAGGGCCUGUAUUGAGCAUUAAUGCCUACCUACAGAAACCCCUGGACAGAAUCCAGAAGUACAAGGCCUCGCUCAAGGAGCUGAUCAGGAACAAGGCCCGGAACGGCCAGAACUGCUGCCUGCUGGAGGAGGCCUAUGCCAUGGUUUCAUCACUGCCUCAGCGUUCAGAGAACACACACCACGUCUCCAUGAUAGAGAACUACCCUGCCACUCUGGAUGUAUUGGGGGAGCCCAUCAGACAGGGACCCUUCAUGAUGUGGGAGGGUGCACCUGGGGUAAGGUCCUCCUCCAGAGGCCACCGUCGACACGCGUUCCUCUUCAAAAACUAUGUCGUCAUCUGCAAAUCCAAGAGAGACUCCAACACAGACACCCAGGGCUACGUCUUUAAGAACAUGAUGAAGCUGAACAACAUAGACGUGAAUGAGACAGUGGAGGGUGACGACCGGGCCUUUGAGAUUUGGCACGAGCGCGAGGACUCUGUCAGGAAGUACACGCUUCAGGCUCGCACCGUCAUCAUCAAGAACUCCUGGCUGCGAGACCUCAGGGACCUGCAGCAGCGCUAUACCAUGCCCGGCUGGAGUAUGCCUGACUUUGAUGAGCUUCUGGCUGACUGCACAGUGGAGCUGGGACAGACAGUGAAACUGGCCUGCAAGGUUACUGGAGUACCCAAACCUGUGGUCACCUGGUACAAGGAUGGGCAUGCGGUGGAGGCCGACCCUCACCACAUCAUCAUCGAGGACCCUGACGGUUCCUGCACCCUGAUCCUGGACAACAUGACAGCGGAUGACUCUGGACAGUACAUGUGCUUCGCCACUAGCACCGCAGGCAAUGCCAGCACCCUGGGGAAGAUCACUGUCCAAGUGCCUCCUCGUUUUGUGAACAAGAUGAGGAAUGCUGUCUUUACUGUUGGUGAGGAUGCUCAGUUCUCCUGCACCAUUCAGAGCGCUCCCAGCCCCAAGAUCAGGUGGUUCAAGGAGGGCAGGUUGCUGACUGACCAGGAGAAGUAUCAGACCUACAGUGAGUCCCGUAGUGGAGUACUGGUCCUAGUCAUUAAAGGCCCUACGGAGAGAGACCUGGGACAUUACGAAUGUGAGUUGUCUAAUCGACUGGGCAGUGCUAGGUGUGCAGCGGAUCUGUGCCUUCCUUCUGCUGUGACUAGGAGAGGAGAGCAGGCGAUCACCAUCGAAGUCACCGAGCAGGAGACUAAAAUACCAAAGAAAACCAUCAUCAUAGAGGAGACCAUAACCACGGUGGUGAAGAACACCCGUAUGAAGCGUCGUGGCCUGUCUCCAUCUGGGUUCAACCGCUCCCAAACCUCCACCCCAGAUCACCAGACCACCCCCACGGCCAGGCAGAGGAGGCAGGCUUCCACCAACAGGAAGACCACCAUCCCCACCCUGUACGUCACGGAGCCCGAGGGGGCCGCAGGAGCCCGGGCUGCGGAGAACAAGUGGGUGGAGGUAGAGGAAAUUAUUGAGUACAAGGUCAACAAGUCGCCCAGGCCCUCUAGGAGAGGUGUCUCCCCAGCCGCAAACCCUAACACCAACAACUCCAACAACAACCUUGUAGAACUGCAGAACCACUCCGAGCUACAGGGGGCACAGCCUCUGUACUGGGAUGAUGAGGAGGAGGAUGGUGACGUGGCUGUAGAUGGGUCCGAGGUCACCCCUGGAAUCCGUGGAGAGGCCUACGAAGUCUCCUCGCUUCUAAUUCCUAUCGACCAUGAACACGAAGAGGAUGAGGCCUGGCUAGAAGAGCAGCAAGAGGCUUUCAUCACAGAACCGGAUGACGAUGACAACACACCCAGAAAGCUGGAGCCUAAAAUCCUGACCGAGGGCAGUCGCGUUCUCACCCUGGAGGACCUGGAGGACUACGUCCCCAGGGAGGGGGAGACCUACGGCUCCUCCAACACCCGUUCAUCACCUCCCGAGAGGCCCUGCGAGAUCUCAGUGCUCCAGAGGGAGAUUGGGGGCUCUGCUGUGGGCCAGCCGGUGCUGCUCAACGUAGGGAGGCCUGUGGGGAUGCCUAGGGAGAGGCCCAGGCCGGGCUUCUUCAGCCGCUUUAGAGAUCACCUCUCAGGAAGCAUGUUCUCCCCGGCCGGCCCCCACCACAACUACAACCACCACCCCAGCGGAGGUCAGUCCAGGAGGGAGAUUCCCAUCCAGGUCAGCCACGCCAAGCUAGAGGUCAAGCCGUUGUACUGCUCUGAGGUGCAGAGAGUGGAGGGAGUGCAGCAGAGCUACAAAACUAAAGUCUACACGUCAGUGGGCAAGUCAGUCACUCUUCAGAUUAGCAAGAAUAACCCAUAUCAAAACCAAUAAUUUAGUGUGUGAAAAUAAGUAGCUGGAUUAGAAGCAAGCAGAUUGUUGUUGUUAUUCUGUGAUGCGUACAAUAGCCCUUUUAGUCUUAAAUGGGAACCUUUCUAGUUAAGUGUUAAAAAGCAUAUUCUAACAUUGCAUUUUACUGCAAAUGGCGAAUCAUUCCAUUUUCAAGCAACCCGGCUAAAAGUAAAAUGCAGACACAGGAAGUCAGUCGUUUGGUCAGACAGAAAGUGGAC